This is a messenger RNA of Caenorhabditis bovis, 1611 nucleotides long. Lineage: Eukaryota; Metazoa; Nematoda; Chromadorea; Rhabditida; Rhabditidae. The record is from the annotation of a GenBank genome assembly.
AUGAUGCGUCCACCGAUUAUUCUGCUCAAAGACGGGACAGAGAACAAGCAAGGAAAAGGUCAGAUUUUGUCGAACAUCAGCGCCUGCCAGGUCGUCGCUGACAGCAUUCGCACAACUCUCGGACCUCGUGGACUCGACAAAUUGAUCGUCGACAGCAAAGGUCAAACCACAAUUUCCAACGAUGGAGCGACGAUUCUGAAGCUUUUGGACAUUGUUUUCCCAGCCGCUUCGGUUAUGGUCGAUAUUGCGAGAUCGCAAGACGCCGAAGUCGGAGAUGGAACCACUUCAGUCGUUGUUCUUGCCGCCGAAAUGCUGAAGCGCGUGAAGCCGUUCAUCGAAGACGGCGUUCACCCGCAGCUUCUCAUUCGUGCCUUCUCCAAGGCGUGCGAAGAAGCGCUGAAAUGUCUCAGCCAGCUUGAGAUCAAGAUCAGCGGCGAGCAGGAGCUUCGCGAAAUGCUUGUCAAAUGCGCGGCGACCACAUUAAGCAGCAAAUUGGUGAGCCAGGAAAGGCAAUUUUUCGCCAACAUGGUCGUUGACGCCGUCAAUACGCUUGAUGAAUCGCUUCCGUUGAACAUGAUCGGAAUCAAGAAAGUCAGCGGAGGAAAUUUGCAUGAUUCGCGUCUCAUCAAAGGCGUCGCUUUCCAGAAGGCUUUCAGCUACGCCGGAUUCGAAAUGCAGCCAAAGAAAUACGCGAACGCGAAAAUCGCGCUUCUCAACGUCGAGCUCGAAUUGAAGGCGGAGAAGGACAAUGCCGAGAUGCGGCUGACGAAUGUCAACGAUUUCCAAUCGGUCGUCGACGCUGAAUGGAACAUUUUGUACUCGAAAUUGCAAAAAAUUGCCGAUUCUGGAGCCAACGUCGUUUUGUCGAAAUUGCCGAUUGGCGAUGUUGCGACUCAAUGGUUCGCUGAUCGCGACAUGUUCUGCGCAGGACGAAUUCCGCAGGACGAUCUUGAUCGACUCAUGGCGGCGUGCGGCGGUUCGGUUCUCACCACUGUCUCGCAGAUUGACGACUCGGUUUUGGGUAAAUGCGGAAAAUUCUAUGAGCAGCAAGUUGGAAGCGAACGCUACAACUUCUUCGAGGAAUGCUCCAAGGCGCAUGCUUGCACUAUUCUACUUCGCGGAGGUGCUGAGCAAUUCAUUGCCGAGACUGAACGAUCCCUUCAUGACGCUAUUAUGAUUGUGAGAAGGGCCAAGAAAAAUGACUCGAUUGUUGCUGGUGGUGGCGCCAUCGAGAUGGAAUUGGCGAAAUUGUUGCGCGAGAAGGCGAAAUCGAUUGCCGGCAAAGAGCAAUUCUUCUGGUUGGCGUACGCGAGAAGCUUUGAAAUCAUCCCUCAACAGCUUUGCCAGAACGCUGGAAUCGACGGAAUGGAUAUUUUGAACAAAUUGAGACAUCGCCACAGUCAAGGUGACAAAUGGGCCGGUAUUGAUAUUCAUCGAGAAGCGGUUGGCAAUAAUCUCACCGCGUGUAUUUGGGAGCCAAGCAUCGUUAAGAGGAACGCGAUCACCGCCGCCACCGAAGCCGUGUGUCUUGUUCUCUCGAUCGACCAGACUGUCAAGAAUGUUCGAAGUCCAUCCGGCGGCGCCAUGCCCGGACUUCCGCAACAGCAUUAA